This is a messenger RNA of Helobdella robusta, 2132 nucleotides long. RefSeq lists its product as hypothetical. Bases 4 to 2031 code for a protein of 675 amino acids. Gene Ontology annotation, biological process: tRNA 3'-end processing. The transcript is spliced from 9 exons. Lineage: Eukaryota; Metazoa; Annelida; Clitellata; Rhynchobdellida; Glossiphoniidae. Gene Ontology annotation, molecular function: tRNA binding; protein binding. The record is from RefSeq and is a predicted model, not a curated record. Gene Ontology annotation, cellular component: mitochondrial matrix.
GAAAUGUUUUUGAAGACUUCGCGAUGUUUAGCAAAGUUUAAAGGUUUGCGGAGUUUUGGAAUAAAAUCGGCUGAUCAAAUUGUAUCAAGAAAGGACUUAAGUGUUAAAAAAGCUGAGAACAAUUGCAUGAAAAAGGAUCAGGAAAUAACAGCAGAGGAGUUGUUCAUGAAGAGGUCUUCGGAUGGUUGGAUGAACACUUUCGGCACGUUAUCAUCAUCAACUUCAAUCAACAAACGUGACGACAAAUUAGAUGAGAAAAUAUUUAAAGAUGAUGAGGAUGAAUCAGAUGAAUCUGAGUUUCCUUACCGGAGACUAGACUCAAAAUUUAGGAAACAUGAACCAGACUGGUAUGGGAAGAAAAUUGAAAAACUUGGAAAAGAAGGAAUGGUAUACGAGGCAUUGCAAGUAUUGGAGAAAGAGAUGUUGGUUGAUGAUCGAGUGAGACCAAAUGCUUAUGUCUUUAAUACUCUCAUUGGCAUUCUUGGCAGAGUAGGGUAUACAAAAAAAGCAUUCCAGCUUUUUAACAGAAUGAAAAAGUUUGGGAUUCGUGCGGAUGACCCGACAUACACAGGCUUGUUCAACAGUUGCAGCAACUCACCUAGUAAAGAGGAUGGCAAGAAGAGAGCUGACAACUUGAGGAUGCUUAUGAAGAAGCAGGAUGUCCAGGUCAACAUCAUCACAUACAGAGCCAUGAUCAAGGCCUACGCUCGUUUGAAUGACUUGAAGACGGCAUUUGUUCUGGCUGAUGAGGCCUUAAGUGAGAGGCAUGCUUUGUCCAGUGACACAUUCAACUUCCUCAUGAUGGCGUGCAUUUCCGACAGGGAGGCUGGCUUUGGACUCUGCAUCAAAUUGUGGAGGAUGAUGAGAAAGAAGCGACUGAAGUUCAGCACAUACAACUACAACCUGCUUCUUCGAGCUGCUCGUGACUGUAAUAUCGGCAACAAGUUCAUUUGUGAGGAUCUCUUUGAUAACUCGUGCUCUAGUAACUCCAAUUUUUCAGCAGAUAAAUUUUUAAAACUUUCGUCCGAAAAUGUUUCAACCAGUGACAACAAAGCAGCAAGCAAUGCAGUUGAUUAUCUUCCUCUUACAUCAAACACUCCAGAAGAGAAAUAUUUAUAUGAUUUUAACGAACUCAACACUAACGUUAAUCUUGAACCAACUGGUUCUUUAAGUUUGAAACAUAGUGUUGAACAUAAUGCGUUAGAGCCAGUUAAAAAUGUUUUUAAUCCAGUUCCUAACAUUUUGAAUCCAAGUUUUGUAAAAAAUGCCUCGCUAUUUUCAAUUGAUGAUAGCAAGUUAGUGUCAGCAAGUGAUCGGCUGGCGCUUCUUGGAGGGGUUCAAGGAAUGUUGAGUCAUUUUAAGAAGGAUGGGUGCCAACCAAACAUCAAAACCUUUGCAUUCUUCUUAGAUAUGAUUCCUUCAUCUAAAGAAAGUGAUGAUGAAUUGUUGAGGUGCAUGCAGGAGAACAGCCUUAAACCUGAUUUGUCUUUCUGCAAUGCCCUCAUCAGGAAGAAAAAUUUGAGAGGGGAGUUCAAAGAUGCCAAGAAUGUUCUGAAUCUGAUGACCACCUAUGACCUUCAACCCGAUUUGAAAACGUUUGGUUGCUUGGCAAUGGGAUGUUCCAGUGAAACUAGAGGAAAGAAGCUUUUAGAAAGCAUGAUGGAUUUAAAAAUGGUGCCAAACGUUGAAAUAUGUGACAUCCUUUUGUAUCAAUCAAAAUUGAACUUCAGAUACAAAUUAAAAAUUCUUCAAUUCAUGAAAGAAAAUCAAAUAAGACCGACUACCAAAUUUUUAGAAAGGCUGGACAAAGGGGUUGAAAUUGCCAAAUCAUACAUUUUGGAUCACGAGAAACGACGUCUUCAAACAAACGACAACGAGGAUUUUGACCUGGAGAAAUUUGAAAACUUGAAGGAACGUUUUGAGAAAUUCAUUUUAAAUUACAAAUCCUGGUUGAGGUCAAUGCCUCUUGAACCACAAGUGCACCCGUGGUCUCCUUACGAUCAGCCAACUCCAAAAAUAAUCGAUGUUUAAAUUAAAUGAACGCUUGUUUAAACAUUUUUAAUUGAUCGUUUAUUCUAUUCACAAUUUUCCAUCGGCUGUUUACUUAAAAUUAUAUGAUGAAAUUGUUUUCA